GCACAAAUCAAGGUCGUUACUCUUCUUUUCAACCACAAUCAAUCAUCUCUUUCAUACUGCGACGCAUGUCUUAGUAGCCAAACAAAGCUCCUCACUCCCCUCCAUACGUCUCUGACUGCUGCCUCCACCACCCCUAUUCCCAUCACCACAACAAUGGCCGCCCGCCGUAAACACACCUAUACCUCCGUCUCCGAAAUUAAUGGCUCCGCGCCCAUAACCGCCGGCAUGCCAAGCGGCACAAUCAAGCCCUUCACCGCCAGCGCGCGCCGCUCGCCCUUCUUCCCCACCCGCCUCGAAGCGCUCCUCAUCUCCAUCUACCCCGCAACGCUGCUCAUGGGCAGCAUAAUCAGCACCAUAUCGCCCGCGUCGCGCGCAGCACCGUACUCUGCAGACUCGCAGAGCCACCCGCCUGAGUUCGCGCCGAGCUACUUCGCGCUCAAGAAGAACGUGUUCAAUGUGUACUUUGUCAAGAUCGGGUGGUUCUGGGCGACCCUUGCGUUUGCAAUGUUCGUCCUUAUGCAUCCUGGCUUUGGGCGUGGACUUUCUGCGAGGAGAGUCCGGGCGGUGCUGCGGUAUGGGCUUGUCACGACGUGGUGGGUGUUUGUCACGCAGUGGUUCUUCGGGCCGCCACUGAUUGAUCGCGGUUUCAAACUUACGGGCGGCGCGUGCGAACUGGCGCGGGAUCCAAAUGCAAGGGCAGAGAUGAGCGAUACGAAGGAGUUUAUUACGGCGGCGACGUGCAAGGCUGUGGGCGGCAGCUGGAAGGGUGGUCAUGAUAUCUCUGGACACGUGUUCCUCCUGAUCAUGGGAUCUUCGCUGCUUUGGCUUGAGUUCUUGCCUGCGUUGACGCGCGUCGAGGGUCUGCGCGAUGGCCGACUUAUCACUUUAUCGGAUGGCAAGGUCGCGAGCGUCGCGGUCGAGAAGGAGGACCAGAAGGUUGAAGGUGAGGCGACGGCCAGGGGCGUUAAGUUCGCGCUUGGUGUUGCGGCGCUGAUGUGGUGGAUGUUGCUAAUGACGGCUGCAUACUUCCACACUUGGUUCGAGAAGUUCACUGGCUUGAUUGUUGCGUUUGCGGGGCUGUAUACGGUGUACUUUGCGCCGAGAGGCUUGCCAGCUUUGAGGGCUUACUUAGGUAUGCCUGGUGUGUAAGAGUGGAAGGGGCCAUUAGAUUCAUAAUUGUCAAUGGAAACGCGCCAUGAAGUAACGGCUUGAGCGUUUUGUACUAUAUUAAAUCACAGCACUGCAUUCUGAGGGCGGUCCGUGAUCCACUGCAUCGGCC
Macroventuria anomochaeta is the source of this 1279-nucleotide messenger RNA. RefSeq lists its product as uncharacterized. Gene Ontology annotation, biological process: lipid droplet organization; phospholipid biosynthetic process; lipid storage. NCBI's taxonomy places the organism in Eukaryota, Fungi, Ascomycota, Dothideomycetes, Pleosporales, Didymellaceae. The coding region runs from base 154 to 1149 and encodes 331 amino acids. The record is from RefSeq and is a predicted model, not a curated record. Gene Ontology annotation, cellular component: endoplasmic reticulum membrane. The transcript has a single exon.